AGCGUGUGAUCGAGCUAUCAACAAGUCGAAGCCCCAAAGAUCGCAUCUUUUUCUCUUCUUUCUCUCAAUCUCAAGGUCAUCCUUCUGGAAUCGAUUCACGCACGGGAUGGCCAUAUCCAAUCUUUUAUCUACUACUAUUACACCCCAACUCUUCUCUCACAGUAGUCACAGACCGUUUCUGCUAAGAAAACCCGCCGGAGCUCCGAGACGGAUCCAAGUCACGGUUCAAUCAAAGGGCAGCAGCACAGCGGAUGGGCCUGACCGUUUAAUUUCCGCCAUUGCUUACUUCUACCCUUUCUUCGACGGCGUUCAGUACGGAAAAUACGUCAUCACGCAGUUCACGCCGGUCCAAGCUCUGAUUCAGCCUCUAGUUCCGGCUAUUCGGGUCUUCAAGAGCUUCCCGCUCAAUGGGAUUCUGGUAUUCUUCACGCUUUACUUCGUCGUUGUCAGAAACCCUAAUUUCAGUAGGUACGUGAGGUUCAACACCAUGCAGGCGAUUGUGCUUGAUGUGCUCUUGAUCUUCCCGGAUCUUUUGGAGCGGAGUUUCAGCCCCAAAGAUGGGUUGGGGUUGGAUUUGAUGAUGAGCUUCGAUAGCACUGUGUUCUUGUUCCUCUUGGUCUGCUUGAUCUACGGCUCCUCUUCUUGCUUGUUGGGUCAACUCCCCAGAUUGCCCCUUGUUGCAGAGGCUGCGGAUAGGCAAGUGCUAUGAGCUUUUCCGUAAUUUAUUUGUGUUCAAGAUACUUUCUUGACUGUACACUUGUAGCUUGAUUAUUGCAAGAUAAAAUCUUUAUAUGAUUCAUAAUUUGCCCUGUCAAUUGUUGUUUGUUGUUGACAUAUUCUGAGGCUCUUUUCCUCUGAAAUUUGAGCAAUUAGGAAGUGUCUGAUACUAUGGCUUUAGAAUUCAAUGUAAGUUUAAAGUGUUCAAGUAUAGAUUCUCGAGUUUUUAUACUCUACUUAAUUGGAUUGUCAAUGCUAA
This is a messenger RNA of Ipomoea triloba (trilobed morning glory), 976 nucleotides long. RefSeq names its product protein TIC 20-v, chloroplastic. The transcript has a single exon. NCBI's taxonomy places the organism in Eukaryota, Viridiplantae, Streptophyta, Magnoliopsida, Solanales, Convolvulaceae. Bases 107 to 709 code for a protein of 200 amino acids. The record is from RefSeq and is a predicted model, not a curated record.